UCUGCGGACACAGGAGAUAUCACAGCCAAGCGCCGACGAGACCAUCCCGUAGCAAACCAGUUCACGCUGAUUUUUCUUUUGUAAAUAAUACAGUAGUUAAAGAAUAGACAAUCAAAGAUUUGAACAAAGUAGCAUAUAAUAAGAAGAGAAGAAAGAAGAAUGGGGCAGAAAACGCCAUUCAUAUUGAUGACUGUAUUGUCUUAUUGCGUCUGGAGAGAUGAGGCUCUGGCUAUGACUGAGGUGAAUGAACCAGUUGGUGGUCCCCAUAUGGCAGAACCUCAGAUUGCCAUGUUUUGUGGGCGUCAGCUUCUGCACAUGAACACUGAGACUGGACAGUGGGAACCAGAUCCUCAGAGGCGCCAGGGAUGCUUCACCCAGCCCAGCAAGAUCCUAUCAUACUGCCAGGAGAUGUAUCCAGGACUCCAGAUAUCCCAUGUAGAAGAGGCCUCAUCUCCAGCGACUAUCCCAGGCUGGUGUAAGAAAGGCUGGGGGCACUGUCAGACCCGCUCCUUCAUUGUUGUGCCCUACCGCUGUCUGGUUGGUGAAUAUGUAAGUGAGGCACUCCUUGUUCCAGAUCGUUGUCGCUUUUUGCACCAGGAGCAAAUGGACUCUUGUGAGAGCUACGUGUACUGGCACAACAUUGCCAAAGAGGCUUGCACAGCUGACAGUCUGGAGUUGCAUAGCUACGGAAUGCUGUUGCCGUGUGGUGACCGUUUUCGUGGGGUGGAAUAUGUGUGUUGCCCUGGCAGAGCUGGAACAAGUGGACGUGGUGAGACAGAGACAACAGAUGCUGUACAAGGAGAAACACCACCCCUUGUAUCCAUGGCUGGAGAAAAAGUUACCACCAGUGUGAAAUCAAUGCCGCCCACACCCAGUCUUUCCCCUGAGACUGACAUAGAGGAAGAUGACAUGGAAGAGGAAGAGGAGGAGGUAGUGGAGGAAGAGGCAGAGGAGGAAGAGGAGGAUGAAGGGAAUGAUGAGGAGCCAGCAGAUGUAGAGGAAGUAGAAGAGGAGGAAGCCACUACGACAGUAAAGGACCCAGAGGAGUACGAGUAUCCCAUUGAUUCUCAUUUCCAGGGCCAAGAGUACAUGGACAACUUCUAUUAUGAUAAGACUGCUAAAACUUCCACCCAACCUCAGAUACGGAUGGACAACUCAGUGCCCACUCCUCGUCCUACAGAUGGCGUGGAUGUGUACUUUGAGAUGCCGGGUGAUGACAGUGAACAUGCCAACUUUCUGCGUGCAAAGAUGGACCUGGAGGAACGGCGAAUGAAACGCAUCAAUGAGAUCAUGAAGGAGUGGGCAGAAGCAGACAACCAGUCAAAGAACCUUCCUAAGUCAGACCGCCAAGCAUUGAAUGAGCACUUCCAGUCUGUUUUACAGACUCUUGAGGAGCAGGUAGCUGGUGAGAGGCAGAGGUUGGUGGAGACACAUCUGGCUCGUGUGGUGGCCACUUUGAAUAAUAACCGUAGACUGGCCCUGGAGAGCUACCUGAGCGCUGUGCAGAGCGACCCACCGCAGCCGGAGCGUGUGCUUCAGGCACUGAAGCGUUAUAUGGCUGCAGAGCAGAAGGACCGGCGUCACACUCUGCGUCAUUACCAGCACAUCGAGUCUGCCGACCCGCAAAAAGCUGAGCAGAUGAAAUUCCAGGUGUACACUCACCUGCAUGUGAUCGAGGAGAGGAUGAACCAAAGCCUGGCUCUGCUCUAUAAAGUCCCCGGCCUGGCUGAGAAACUUCACGAUGAAAUCCAGGAGUUAGUGAGAACAGAAAGGGGGGACAUCAGUGAACUCAUGACCACUUCCUUCUCUGAGACACGCACCACUGAAGAGCUUCUUCCUGCUGAGAGUGAGGAAGAGAGGGAUGAUGAAGAGGAAGAGGACAGAGCCUUCCAGAACCGCCCAUACCCUCCACGUAUUGACCCCCAGCCCAGUGAAAAGAAAGUGUCUUCAGUAGAUGAGUAUGACUACACUACAUCAGAGAGAGGACCAACUUAUGAGUAUGAAGAGAAGAUCAACACCUCUGUAGAACUGAAGCAGGUGGUCUACAAGUCUCCAGGAAUUCAGAGAGAUGAGCUGCAGCCAGAUGUUUUAGAGACGUUUAACCAUGGUGCUAUGGUGGGGCUGCUGGUUGUUUCUGUGGCCAUUGCCAUGGUGAUGGUUAUCAGCUUGUUGCUAGUCCGCCGUAAGCCAUAUGGAACCAUCAGCCAUGGCAUAGUAGAGGUUGACCCCAUGCUGACCCCAGAGGAAAGACAGCUCAAUAAGAUGCAGAAUCACGGCUACGAAAACCCCACUUACAAAUUCUUCGAGCAAAUGAACUGAGGAGUGGUCUACAGUCACAAGGCCAUGCCCUCCCCCUUGCCUCCUGUUUUUUGAUCGGGGUUUCCAUGGCAACCCCCUCUCUCUUGUACUGUAUGUAUGUCUAUAUGACCGAUGUUAAAAAUGUAUCAGACCCGGCACGUAAAUAGGGAGUUUGUAGUAAAACUUUGCAUACUACUCUGUCGUCAGGGAGAGAAAACUGAUAACAUAAUCUGCGGAACAUAUAAAACUCUCUCACCCCCUGUUUUUGCUUUUGUUUGUGAGGGUGUGGCCACACCGAGCAUGUUCAGUGUCCUUAAAUGCCAUUUAAAAUCUUUUAAUGAAUGGUGUCCCACAUGAUUUCUGUGAAUUGUGGGUUUCAAAGAAGCUAAACCUGUUCAAAGCUGGUUUGUUUUAUUGUUUCUAUGUCCAAAGCAGAGUUAAGCUCAUGGUGAAAGUGUGAUAUGAAUGAAAUUAUAUAUUUUUGAGUUCACUACAAAAUUCUGGGAGGGAAAAUGAGUGUAGGCCCUCUUAGACAACCUACUUAUAGACUAAUCUCAUUUUCAAGACUUUAGACUUAUAAAAGAACAAAGUUUGUAUUCAUAGAUAACCAUCUGACAUUCUGGUAGAUCAUUAGUCUCAGUCACACAAUAAGAACUGUCAAUCUGAAUCAGUGUUUUAAAUGUACCACAAACGUUCAUCAAACAAUACUACCCAAAAAGCUUAGAAAUAUUUUUCUGGUAUUGCUUCUUUAAAAGUAAAUUCUAAGUAAUCUGAGGUCCAUAAGCAUAAAGAACAAGCAUGCAAAAUUUGGUGUAUAAUGCUAUAACGUACUUGUGUUGGUCCUGUUUCUUGCUUUUUGAUAAAAAUGAAAAUAUCACAGUGCAACAGUGACAUGUACAUAACUGAAGGUGUAACUAAAAUAGACGUUUCUAUCAUUAAUUUGUAUCGAUGCAAUGUGUGGACGAAAAGAUGAGCUUGUGCUGCUCACACUGAGAGAGAAACAUUUCCUAACAUGGCUGAAUGAAAACGGACUGUUGUAUAAACCAGCACAAGAAAAUGACAGUAACUUCUGACUGAAUGUAUCUUAGGUAGACAUAGACUCCAUUCACAUUCCUCCUAACACACCACAGCGUUUUUUAGAAUGCAGUUAGUUAGCUUUGCUAAGCGCUCAGUUUUCAUAUAGUAGUUCAUCAUAGUUCAUUUACAUGUAGAGAGGGUUUGUGUGAAACUAGUUUAUUGUCAUGUCUAAAAGUUGGUAGGCUUGGUACAACUUGAAUGACAAGUUCUGGUUCAAAGACUGGUUUUAGUUGCUGCACUCAAAGGUCACUCACUCCUGAAAAUCAUGUCAAGUUUGUUUUUUAAUAUUAGAGGGAUAUUAAGUUGUCUGUCCAAUGUAUUUCAAUUCUAGUAUGAUAAAAAUGUUGGGCGUCUGUCACAGUGACAAUAAAAUAAACACAACAAUUUUACUGUUAGCCUGAUGUAGAGAGAAUAUAUGUUGCUCUGAAUCUUUUUGUUUAAAUGAAGAAUAUGAUUUUGAGUAGAAUACAUUAUCAUUCUCUGUUAUAUUACAUGACAUAUCAGUAAAAGUGAAACCAAAAUGUGGGCCCAGUAUGUUUUUAAAUGUUUUUUUUUUUUUUUUUUUCAUUACUUCAUUUCAAAGCAACAAUUUUUAUAUGAACCAAACCAAACUCUAACCACUCUGUCCUGUGAAAUUUUAGCACAUUUAUUGCAGUUAAUAAAUAUACUGUUUUUAUUUUAUUUUUUUCUGAUCUAUGAGACUAAUCCUUAUGGCAUGUUUUUUUUUUUUUUUUUUGGUUUCAUUGCAUUUGGGUCUUCCUUUUCUUUUGGCACACAUGAAAGUGCCUGAGGUAGCCUACUCAAAAUAUUUUCAGAGAAUAACCCAAAGGAUAGAGCUUGUUCAUUUAUCCUCUAAUGCCCUCACAUUUCUUUAACAUGUUAAUAAAUGUAAGCUUCCAGAUACAUUCUACAUAUGAGGCAUAUCUUAUAACGUCAUUUGAAACCAGUUCAUAAAUUCUUAUUUAGUAAUCUCCAGGUUAGAAUGAGAGAUAUGGCACUACAUGCUCAUGGCUCAUGGCUCAUGGGAUGGUUUGUUGGCACCAUUUUGGAUGACCUGCUGUUUUCUUGAUCAGUCUGCGACAAGUAUUUAUGAAUUUGAAUGAGUUUCAAGCUUCCAUUGAUGUGCUUUGAUGCCCUAAUUUAUGACUUCGUAUGUAAGGUGUUAUCAAGAUUUCUUACCAGCAUCAGGAAGAUUUUAGACAGUGUAUUCUGUAGGGAUAAAAUUUAUGCUUGUAUGUAUGUCUUCUCUUGGCUGAGAUGACCCCCUCCUCUAUACGACAACCCCUCCCACUCUUAUCCUAAACCAAUAGAAAUGUAAAGAAAGUUUCAGAUGUUUUAACAUUAUUGCCUUUUUCAAUGCUGUGUUUUGGAUGUAAAUUAUAUGUAUUUUUUAUUUGUCAAUAUUAAUUGGAAUUUGGGUCAUUAUAUAGAUUUGGAGUAUCCUGUACUGGAUUGUAAACAAUGAACGGGUCUGACUAACAUCUUGCUCUAAAACUAAACUGACUAUUUAACUGGGGUGUGAAACCAAGCACAACUGUAUGCAAAUUAAUUCUUUCUUGUCCAUUUUUUAGGUCAUCAGUUUUUCAAAAUAACUUGCAGAAUGUGUUACUCAAGAAAUAAAUGAAGUGAAAGCCAGUAAAAUUGGAGCAUAUUUAGCCUAACAUGUUUAUAGGAAUGUGUUGAACAUCCAAUAUGCCCCAAUUUUAUCUUUCAGAUGAUAAAGAGCAUGUUAAAAUAUCCAAGGUUCAGCUUAAUUAUGUAAACUUUAGUUUGGAAAUUUGGUAAACUGGUGCUUCAAAGAAUUGGUCAGUGUUUCAGAUGUCAUUAAGUUACUGAAACCAAUUUAGAGAAAUAAACUGGUUGCUAAUAAUUCAGAAUUUCACAAGAGACAUGUUCUGGAUAUGAUUGGAUAAUAAUGUGUCAUGUUUUAAUUAAAUCAGCUGACGUGGAUUGUAAGAGUAGCAGUAUGUAAACUGAUCUUACUUGUUGUUCUUGCAUUAAAAUUAUAAUAAAAUUAUAAAUGACCCACAUAA
Messenger RNA from Myxocyprinus asiaticus (Chinese sucker), 5408 nucleotides. Its product is annotated as amyloid beta precursor like protein 1-like. Gene Ontology annotation, molecular function: alpha-2A adrenergic receptor binding; alpha-2B adrenergic receptor binding; alpha-2C adrenergic receptor binding. Gene Ontology annotation, biological process: central nervous system development; axonogenesis. The record is from RefSeq and is a predicted model, not a curated record. The transcript has 17 exons. Bases 160 to 2319 code for a protein of 719 amino acids. Gene Ontology annotation, cellular component: plasma membrane; Golgi apparatus. Lineage: Eukaryota; Metazoa; Chordata; Actinopteri; Cypriniformes; Catostomidae.